This is a messenger RNA of Spodoptera litura, 2276 nucleotides long. Its product is annotated as cuticle protein 18.6-like. The record is from RefSeq and is a predicted model, not a curated record. Lineage: Eukaryota; Metazoa; Arthropoda; Insecta; Lepidoptera; Noctuidae. Gene Ontology annotation, cellular component: extracellular matrix.
CGAGUGCACGCGCGUUGAAUAUAAAAUGAGAGCGUGCAUUGAAGGCGGCAGUUCUAGCCCUCUGUUGAACAUUACCACUACCUAAAAUGGCAUUCAAGUUUGUCGUCCUGUCUUGUCUGGUGGCUGUGGCGAGUGCUGGCCUUUUACCAGCAGCUCAAGUGUCCUACUCGGCUCCCCUUGCCUACUCCAGCCACGCCGUGCAAGCCGCUCCUGCGUACUACGCCGCCGCUCCCGUGGCAAAAAUUGCUGCUCCCGUGGCAUAUGCUGCCCCCGUCGCCAAGGUCGAGGCCUACGACACCAACCCCCAAUACAGCUUCUCUUACGACGUACAGGACGGACACACCGGCGACUCUAAAAGCCAGCACGAAACUCGUGAUGGUGAUGUUGUGCAUGGCUCCUACUCCGUGGUAGACCCUGACGGUACCAAGCGUACUGUUGAGUACACUGCUGACCCCCACAACGGUUUCAACGCUGUUGUACACAAGGAAGCCCUCGCACACGUCACUAAGGUCGUUGCUCCCGUCGCCAAAGUAGUUGCCCCCGUUGCCAAAGUGGUCGCCCCCGUAGCUUACCACUCUGCCCCGGUAGCGUACGCUGCUCCUAUCGCCAAAUACGCUGCCCCUAUUGCGUACCAGUCCGCCCCUGUAGUGCACGCUGCUCCAGUGGCUUACUCAUCGGCACCCUACUACCACCACCAGCAGGCAAAGCGAACGGUGCGGCGGCAUACCGGGCGAAUGGUGCGGUGUACGCGGCAGCUACUGGCGCGCUGUACGCCAGACGGGCUGCCGGGGCGGUGUACGCUGCAGUGUAAGCGACGGGAGCGGUGUAGCGUGCAGCGACCACGGGAGCAGCAGCUACUGGAGCAGCUGCGAGACGAGCUGGCGCAGCCACAACGGGAGCUGCAGCUACCAAAGGAAGGAGGCAAACGUGCUGGCAUGGACAACCGCAAUACCAAAUCCAAUUCCACAUUAAGAAUUCGUGAUUUUCAUCACACUCAAGAUUAUAAACGCUUAGUGGUGGUAGACGGGAGCGGAGUAGGCGACGGGGGCAGCGUGGUACGCGACGGGGGCGGAGUGGUAGACGGGAGCAGCAGCGUGCACGACAGGGGCGGCGUGGUAGGCCACGGGAGCGGCGUGGUAGGCCACAGGGGCGGCGACUUUAGCGACCACGGGGGCGGCGUGGUAGGCGACUGGGGCAGCUACCUUGGCGACAACGGGGGCGACUACUUUAGCGACGUGUCCGAGAGCUUCUUUGCGAACGACAGCAUUGAAUCCAUUGUGGGGGUCAGCAGUGUAGUCCACGGUACGCUUGGUGCCGUCAGGGUCUACCACGGAGUAAGAGCCCUGUACGACAUCUCCGUCGCGGCUCUCGUGCUGGCUCUUGGAGUCACCGGUGAGACCGUCCUGCACGUCGUACGCGAAGCUGUAUUGGGGGUGCGCGUCGUAUUCCUCGACGGCGACCUUGGCGACGGGGGCGAUCACUUUAGCGAUAGGGGCGGCGUAUGCAACGGGGGCAGCGUGCACUACAUGUGCUGCUGGGGCAGCCGCAUUCGUUCAGUAGAACUCAAUUGGUAUACAUCUCCUACAAUGGCAUUCAAGUUCGUAGUAUUCGCCUGUUUGGUGGCUGCCGCCAGCGCCGGAGUGUACCCGGCUGCCCCUGUGGCGUAUUCCGCCGCCCCUGCCUACGUCGCCCACCAAGCGUACGCUGCCCCCGUGGCAUACGCCGCCCCUGUCGCUAAGGUGGUCGCCCCCGUCGCCAAGGUCGCCGUCGAGGAAUACGACGCGCACCCCCAAUACAGCUUCGCGUAUGACGUGCAGGACGGUCUCACCGGUGACUCCAAGAGCCAGCACGAGAGCCGCGACGGAGAUGUCGUACAAGGCUCUUACUCCGUGGUAGACCCUGACGGUACCAAGCGUACCGUGGACUACACUGCUGACCCCCACAAUGGAUUCAACGCUGUCGUUCGCAAAGAAGCUCUCGGACACGUCGCAAAAGUAGUCGCCCCCGUUGUCGCCAAGGUAGCUGCCCCAGUCGCCUACCACGCCGCCCCCGUGGUCGCUAAAGUCGCCGCCCCUGUGGCCUACCACGCCGCUCCCGUGGCCUACCACGCCGCCCCUGUCGUGCACGCUGCUGCUCCCGUCUACCACUCUGCCCCUGUCGCGUACCACGCUGCCCCCGUUGCCUACUCCGCCUACCACCACUAAGUGGUAACGAAAGUUUAUUAUUAGUGCAAUUACCGAUAUGAUGAACUAAAAUAAAUCUAAAUUAUUGAAAAA